AUGAAGAGGCGCCGCCUGUGCCCUCGCCAGACGCGGCUGGCAGCCGCCAAGGUGCGCUCCCGGACGCAGGAACUGCAGCUGAGGACCAUCCUUCGCUUGGUGCGCUGGUUGGGCUCGGGCUGCCUCCUGGACUGGAACCGCCAGGUCUUGGGCGAAACCCUCGCGGAGUACAUCGAGUCGGUCUACGACCGGGGAGGCUCCAAAUCGGCGGCGCAGCGAAUGGCGGCACUGCUCUGGGCGGAACCCGCAUUUCACAAGGCGGGGAUCCGCGAGGUGUUCCCACUGUCAUUCCAGACGCUCACGGGCCGGGGCGUGCCAGAGCCGUCCAAAUCCCAGCCGCCCGUGCCUUUCCUCGCGGCGCUGCCGGCUGCUGGCUGUGCCAAGCAGGGGGGCCUGUGA
Molecule: messenger RNA, 399 nt
Organism: Prorocentrum cordatum
Lineage: Eukaryota; Dinophyceae; Prorocentrales; Prorocentraceae
Source: the annotation of a GenBank genome assembly